Messenger RNA from Caenorhabditis bovis, 1611 nucleotides. The record is from the annotation of a GenBank genome assembly. Lineage: Eukaryota; Metazoa; Nematoda; Chromadorea; Rhabditida; Rhabditidae.
AUGUCGCGUCGUGUCGAGUUCGAUUUAAGCAGCGAGCAGGAAACUGUGGAACGCCGUCGUACGACAACUUUGUCUGGAGUUGACGAGGAUGGAGUUCCGAAUGAAGUUGCCGAUUACUUGGUGUAUUUUGCACGUAUGAUCGACGAGCAAAACGUUCCAGAGAUCUUCACAUUGUAUGAUCAAGCUUUCCCAGAUCUCACUGAAAGAUUUUUCCGCGAUCGCAUGUGGCCCGAUGAGACAAUUGUUGAGAGAAUCAUUGGUCCAGGAAACAAGAUUUUCCUUAUCUUGUACAAAGAGUUGUAUUAUCGUCAACUCUACGCAAGAAACGCUCGAGGGCCACAACUCGUUCACAGAUACGAAUCUUUCAUGAAUUAUCAGGAGCUGUUUUCUGAAUUGCUUUCAAGCAAAGAUCCGGUUCCAUUGAGUCUUCCAAACGCGUGGCUUUGGGAUAUUAUUGACGAGUUUGUAUAUCAAUUUCAAGCAUUCUGUCUUUAUAAGGCGAAUCCGGGAAAAAGAUCCGCUGAUGAAGUUGAAGAACUCAUAAACAUCGAAGAGCAUCAAAAUGCUUGGAAUAUUUAUCCAGUUUUGAAUAUUCUCUACUCUCUUCUCUCGAAAUCGCAAAUAAACGAACAAUUGAAGGCUGUUCGCGAGAAAAGAAAUCCUGAUACCGUAGCUGAUGAAUUCGGACAAUCGGACCUUUAUUUCAAACUUGGAUACUUUGCGUUGAUUGGACUUCUCAGAACUCAUGUUCUUCUUGGAGAUUAUCAUCAAGCUCUCAAAACUGUCCAAUUCAUCGAUUUUGAUCCAAAGGGAAUUUAUAACUCAGUUCCAACAUGCCUUGUUACUCUUCACUAUUUUGUCGGAUUCUCACACUUGAUGAUGCGAAAUUACGGCGAAGCAACACGUCUUUUCGUUAAUUGUCUUUUGUACAUUCAAAGGACCAAGACGAUUCAGACCCAACAACCAACGAAGAAAAAUUUCCAAUACGAUGUGAUUGGCAAAACUUGGGAUCAAUUGUUCUAUUUGUUAGCUAUCUGCUUGGCUGUUCAACCACAAAGAAUUGACGAAAGCAUUGCGUCGCAAUUGGCUGAGCGUUGCGGAGAGAGAAUUAUGCAUAUGUCGAAUGGAAAUAUUGAUGAGUUCAAGAAUGCGUUUGCUACUGGUUGCCCGAAAUUCUUGUCGCCUACGACUGUCGUCUAUGAGGGAAUUAACCAAUCGAAGGAGCCCCUCCUUCGUCAACUUCAGUCGUUUUUAGAGGGAAUCGAAUCUCAAAUGGCUUUGCCAGUUCUUCGUGGUUACUUGAAACUUUACACAACUCUUCCGACCAAGAAAUUGGCUUCGUUCAUGGAUGUCGAUGAUGCUCACUAUGAUUCGUUUAUCGGCAAGCUUUUGACUUAUAAGAUGAUUGUCAACGAGCUCGGCAAGGAUGGCGCAAUUGCUGCUAAUGAUGAUGAUGAGCCAUUGACUGAUAUCGACUUCUACGUUGAUCGUGACAUGAUCUGCAUUGCCGACACCAAAGUCGCGCGGCAUGUUGGCGAACACUUUAUUCGGCAUAUUCAGAAGCUUAAUGAGGUCCAAGAGAUUUUGGGAAGAAUUGAAAGCAAACAGUAA